Nymphalis io (European peacock) is the source of this 1052-nucleotide messenger RNA. Its product is annotated as NADH dehydrogenase [ubiquinone] 1 beta subcomplex subunit 9-like. The transcript is spliced from 3 exons. The record is from RefSeq and is a predicted model, not a curated record. Gene Ontology annotation, biological process: mitochondrial electron transport, NADH to ubiquinone. Lineage: Eukaryota; Metazoa; Arthropoda; Insecta; Lepidoptera; Nymphalidae. Bases 180 to 599 code for a protein of 139 amino acids.
UAAUAUUUCUAUAUGUCCUUCAUGGCAGUUUGUUUGUUUUUUUUUCUGUCAUUUAUCUGUCGAAAAAGUUUCUAAUUACAAAUAUAACUGGCAUAUGAUAAAUCACAUAGAAGCUGUAUUAAUUUAAUUUGUCAUUUAUUUAGAAGAUAUAUAAGCAACGAAUUAUUAUAAUUUAAAGAAUGGUUUUUGCUCCUGAAUUACGUACUCACGCACAAAAAGUAUGCACUCUAUAUAAAAAGGCAAUGAGACAAGUAGAAUCUUACUAUUGCGCAAGAAAUGUUGUUCGUUACCAACAAGUUAUUCUCCGAAGUCGUUUUGAUGCCAAUAAGAAUGUGACCGACGCGAAAGAUCAACGCCUUCUCUACCGAGUUGGAAAACACGAACUAUUUAUGACCCAGCAUCCAGUGCCGAUCGCUAAAUUUCCGUAUUCAGUGGGCAUCGCUGGGGGCGUGGCUUACGCUCGCGUGGUUGAGCCACCGGAUUGGGUGUUAGAUUACUGGCAUCCAUUAGAAAAGGCUCAAUAUCCGGAUUAUUUCAAGCGACGCGAAAUUAGGAAAAGUGAAUACAUAGACAAAUGGGAGCGUGGUGUUGUAAUGUAAUGUUCUGUUUUUGUUUUAUUAAUUAGAGACUUCGCACUAGACAGACAGACCAAGGGAUCAAUUCUACUAGAAAUUAUCACUUUAUCGCAAUCGGAUCGAAACGUAAUCGUUGCUAUUUAAUUCCUAUUCAAACAUACGUCGAAGUCGGAAUAGAAUAGAAUAGCAUUUAUUGUACACCAAAGAAGUUACAGAAACAUACAGUUUUAAACACAAACGAAUCGGGAGCGUAUCGUAGCCGUUACAAUUUAGUACAAUUAGCCCCCAAACCGCCAUAACUGGUCGUUGCAGGUCAAUGCGCGACAUUCGUAUGCUUUAUUUAGGUAUCCUAAUUGCUAAGGACACAGGCCGGAAACGUAGCCGUCUUGUACGCGAAGUCCAAUAAUCAUUUACUUUGUUGGUUCGUUUGAAUAUAGCAGUCGAAAUAUUAUAAUGUCUAAUUUAUUAAGGCAUUUG